Ascochyta rabiei is the source of this 339-nucleotide messenger RNA. RefSeq lists its product as uncharacterized. The record is from RefSeq and is a predicted model, not a curated record. The transcript has 3 exons. NCBI's taxonomy places the organism in Eukaryota, Fungi, Ascomycota, Dothideomycetes, Pleosporales, Didymellaceae. Gene Ontology annotation, biological process: mitochondrial respiratory chain complex I assembly. The coding region runs from base 1 to 339 and encodes 112 amino acids.
AUGGCUUCAGGAUACGGACUUGCUGGCGGCCCCUCGCGCUGCUUCCCCUUCUGGCAAGAAGUUCUCGCCUGCUACGUGACCAACACAAACGCCGAGGACGACUCGGGCAAGGCCAAAUGCGUGCCCGUGCUUGAGGACUACUACGAGUGUCUGCACCACAAGAAGGAGGCUGCCCGCACCCUCGCCCUCCAAGCCGCCUACCGCAAAGCUGAAGCCAACAUAAAGCGUGACGACGCGCCCUCGGCAGGUGAAAUACGGAGACUGGGUGUGCUUGACGCUCCCUUGGAGGAGAAGAACAUCAAGGCUUCCAAGUGGUUCCCGCACAAGGAGAUCAACUAG